Pygocentrus nattereri (red-bellied piranha) is the source of this 7730-nucleotide messenger RNA. RefSeq names its product transcription factor binding to IGHM enhancer 3a (gene tfe3a). The coding region runs from base 472 to 2154 and encodes 560 amino acids. The record is from RefSeq and is a predicted model, not a curated record. Gene Ontology annotation, molecular function: RNA polymerase II cis-regulatory region sequence-specific DNA binding; DNA-binding transcription factor activity, RNA polymerase II-specific; protein dimerization activity. The transcript has 10 exons. NCBI's taxonomy places the organism in Eukaryota, Metazoa, Chordata, Actinopteri, Characiformes, Serrasalmidae. Gene Ontology annotation, cellular component: nucleus. Gene Ontology annotation, biological process: regulation of transcription by RNA polymerase II.
CGUCCUCAGAGGCGAGCUCCAGCUAACGGUAGGAAGGCGCAGUACGGCAGAGCGCUAAUGGUCACCGAGAGCGAGCCGACGUUCGCGAAGUUAGCAGUGUUUUAGAGAGCGGCGUGGUGAGAAAUCGCUCCACGUUGGAAGAUAAACGACUCCUCAGUCUGUACGCGAGGUUCUCCUCGCUAGCUAAUGACCGCUAAGCUAGCUAACCCAGCUAAUUCGCGGGUUAAUCGUCUUGUUUACCGGGGCGCGAUUCUUCAAAACAAGCGUUCGUCUAAGUUCUAGCCAACUAACAGGAGGGGCUGAAGCUUGGGUUCGCUAGCCUAACGUCAGAGUAGCCAGCCAGCCAGAGGUCCAGCGCACUUUCUGGAAAUACAGCGUUACCCUUUAUCUUUAUUCGGGUGUUGUAUUCGUUGUAGGUUAGCGAGGCAGGUCGGUGGCUCGAGCACCGUUAGCUGGUCUCUCUCUGGAGAAAUGUCUAGCUUGUCUGUCCCAGCACAGGAGCAGGGCGAAGGAAAGGGAAAGCUGGAGGCUUCUUCACCGCAAAAGAGCAUCAGUGAGGUCGUGGUGCCUGGACAGCAGCCUCAGACCGUCUUCGUGAUUCUGGAUUCAUCGGCUGAGUCUCUCAAUCUCAUCAGUGUGGAGCCUCUUUUACCCGAGUCUGGAAUUGUGGCUGACAUCGAGGUGGACGGCAUCCUUGCGUCCGAUUCGGACACUUUCUACCAGCUGAAGAGCCAGCCCAUCGCUCUCAGUGGCUCAGUUGCCCCCGUUGACCCUGUGGUGACCCCUGGUGCCUCAGCGAUGACGUCACGGGUGCUGAUGAGGCAGGAGCUGAUGAGGCAGCAGGCUCAAGACCAGGAGAGAAGAGAAGCCCAGCAGCAAGCGUCCAGCUCUCAGCUCCGCCCCACCGACACCUCGCCUGCCAUUUCUGUGUCAUCUGUGCUGCCGUCUGCCCGCCCCACGCCCACACAGGUCCCGGUGGAGGUGCUUAAGGUUCAGACUCACUUGGAGAACCCAACCAAGUACCACAUCCAGCAGGCUCAGAGGCAGCAGGUCAAACAGUACCUCUCCCACACCCUCGGCAACAAGGCCAGUCAAACGCUGGCCAAGUCCCCUUCGCCCCAGUCAGGCUCCGCCCCCGAACUGGCCCCAGCCGCCAGCAGCACUCCCAGCAGCCCCCUGGCUGUGCUCAGUCUUGGCUCCAAUAAAGAGGAGAUUGAAGACGUUAUUGAUGACAUCAUCAGCCUGGAAUCCAGCUUGAAUGACGAGUGUAUGACGCUGAUUGACUGCGGCCUGCAGCUGCCCAGCACGCUGCCAGUCUCAGGAAACCUCCUGGAUGUGUACAGCAGUGCCGGGAUGGCCAUGCCCACCAUCACUGUCAGCAACUCCUGUCCGGCAAACCUGCACAACGUCAAGAGAGAGCUGACAGAUGCUGAGACUAAAGCUAUUAUUAAGGAACGGCAGAAAAAGGACAACCACAAUCUCAUUGAGAGGCGGAGGAGAUUCAACAUCAAUGACCGCAUUAAGGAGCUGGGAGAACUUGUUCCAAAGUCCAGUGACCCCAGUGAGAUGCGCUGGAACAAGGGAACCAUCCUGAAGGCAUCAGUGGACUACAUCCGUAAACUGCAGAAGGAGCAGCAGAGGUCUAAAGAGAUGGAGCUGAGGCAGAAGAAGCUGGAACACGCCAACCGCACACUGCUUAUUCGCAUACAGGAGUUGGAGAUGCAGGCUCGUGUCCAUGGCGUCCAGGGUUCAGACGCCACCCUCAUGCAGCAGCAGCAGCAGCAGCAGAUCACGUCUCUGGACUCCAGCAACGGGCCCCUUUCUAAAACCAUCCUCACUCUGGGCGGGCCAGGGCUUAACCCAACCACCACCUCUACUUUACUCUCCCCUCCCCCUUCUGCCUCUCCUGUGGCCAGAGCCAUGACCAUCCCUCUUGACUUUGGAACUCUUAGCUUCGGUGAGCUGGACGACCCCGGCUCUUCCAUGUUUAACUCCGCCCUAAUGGGGGACAUGGGCCUGGGGGAUAUUUUGAUGGAUGAUGGAGGUGCACUUUCGCCAGUGGGGGGCGCCGACCCCCUGCUGUCUUCGGUCUCUCCUGGAGCCUCCAAGACCAGCAGUCGCAGAAGCAGUUUUAGCAUGGAGGAGGAUUUGUGACGGACGUGAUUCGCAAAAGUUUGAUCUGCGGGACUGUUUUACCGAAAACUCAGCACUGACAAGCAGCCCAGCUUUUCCAUUCCUGCUUGUAUGCCUCAGAAAGUGGCCAGUAAGGGCCAGUGUAUCACAAGGUCAAUUGUUUUUAAUCAUAGUACUGUAAAAGACCCACACACAGUGUGGCUUGCGAUUCACUGCUGAGAUAAGAGACGCUUCACUCCAUAGUUUACCUCGUUGAAUCAGAGGUACUGGAGUUCAGAAGACUUGGUGAGAGCAAAGUAGCAGGAUGAGCCGAUUUUUUAACAGGACAAAUGAUGCAAGUAGAUGUGUAUAUAUGAUAGAAUUUAAAAUUAGGGCUGACAGUAAGCACCUCUUUUAUGAUUUUGUGUUUAUUGUACUGUUAUAGAAGCAGUGAUAGCCUAUAGUUCUGAGCACACUGACCCAGGUUUUGCCACCAAACACAAAUAUUAUUGAAGCUGAUGGAAAACUGACAAUACUGAAGAUUUCAGCAGACACAAACUGUAACGACCUGGCAAAGCUGUGUUUCUUUUUGUCAUGUUUGGGGUAGAAUUGAUGGCUCAGCGAGGCCAGGGCUCACACAGGCUGGAGUUUGAGGCUCCCGAAUUUGCCUCAUCAGUUUUUUUUAGUGAAACAAAAGAAGACGAAUGUCCAAAAAGCCAGGUGCAUCAUUGUAGAUCAGUUUGUCCCUUCAGAUCAUCGCUCACUAUUUCACAUAGCUCAUAAUGUCAAAGGGAUGGUAGCGCUCUGCCCUUCUGUUGUCUGUUGAUUUGCAGCGUGCAUAUGUUUCUGCUUUUGUAUGAAUUAGUGUAAAUCAUGUUUAUAUAAGGACACAGCGAGCCUGUCAGGACACUCUUUUAAAUGUCCCUCAGGAAAAAUGAACGUUACACAUCCUGCUCAGAUUUGUGUUCAUUUCCUGCUGGGCAUGUUUUUCACCCUCUGUUGAACUAAUGAUGACGAUAAUGGAGUCUUUUAAAGCUGGUUUCUGUUUCUGAGGUUGAAGUGAGAGUGACUGAGCUGCUGCUUUGAUUACUGUCCGCUGUCAGAUGGCUCCCUGGGGGCGGGGGAGACCAAGGCCAUGAAAGCCUGGUGUUUUAUUUGAUGUUUCAUUUGCUGAUAUAAAUGUUCUCUUUUAAAUAUCUCUCCAUAUUGCACAUUGGCUUACAACAACAUGUAUGUUUAGUGAAUAUUUUUUGCUUUACCUUUCAUCAUUCCCAGUGACAGCAUUAAAUUCUCUUUUUUAACAUUUUUAUUAACCAGUUUGGCCCCACUUUAAAUGUGUAAUUGGUCUGGAUUUACACUAGCGUUCAAAAGUUUAAAGCACUUGCCAUGUUAAUUGCUCAUUGUUUAUUCAGUAACUUGAAUACAGCGCUGUAAUCUAGACGCCAGAAGGUAUUUCAAGAUGUUUUUAUUGAGUAGGUUUUGUGCCUGAGAGGGUAUUAGGGAUAUUAAUUUUAGUUCUUAAUUCUUUCCAAUAAUUCAUUUGAAUCUGUGUUGAAGUUAUAGAGCAGUAGCCUCAUAAUAGAUUUUAUACAUCAACAUUUUUAUUAUUGAAAACAGUGACCCCAAACUUCUGAAUUGUGAUGGCACGCUUUUGAACACCAGUGUGAUUGAGGUGUGAUUUUGGUGAUGACUCCAGCAUAACUGCAAGUUCUAAGUGCUGAUAUAGGAACAGCCUUUUUCACCAGACAGUGCGGGACAGCACCAAACUAAAUCCUAUCCAGAACUGUUUGUACCCUCGUCAAGUACCUGUGUUCAUCUCCCAUCACAUAACAGUACUCAUCAAAGUAGGCCGGGUUCUCUGGAGGCUGUGUGGUGUUAACAGGAUUUCCCACAGGACGCCAGUGACAACAGUAAACACGAACAGCAGCAGCAACAGUGGCUGAGCUUCAAGCUCUGAUUUUCUGUUUCAGUUUAAUUUGCUUUUAUGUCACAGACUGUUAAUAUAUAGUUAAUUAUGUCAAAAUCUGUGAUCGUGGGUUUGUGAACCAAAUUUGGACCCGCAUCAUGCUGCACCACACUGGUGGAAAAGCUAUCAGAUCCCCCUGAAUACAAUAUAAAGGAGGGGAGCCAGACAGAUGUGCUUGAGGGCUUGAGUGGUUUUUAAGGCGUCUCAUGCAGCACUUUAAGCAUCCGCUACAACAAAACAAGAGAAUUGCUCCACGCUCUCACUCUAUUGCAUUUUCCUUAAAAAAUGGUUAAAACUUUUCACUAUGUUCUUCUUUAUUAUGGGAUUCUGUCAUUUUUCUACCAAGAAUGGCCUUUUUGUAGUAAUUAAGUUCAUUAUGUUCUAACAAAGAUGAGGAAUGUGUCAGAAUUCCUGAACUUGCCUAGUUAUGCAUUAUUGACUGAGCCCUGCUGGUGACCUCCAGAAUAAAUCCAAAUAAUGGCUGGGUCCAACAUAAAGCAUGGGUAUGAGAUCAUUAAGUCGUGGCCACGACUUAGUAAAGCAUAGGUAUGAGAUCCUAAUGCGUGGCUACGGCUUUCUAAGGCCUGGGAAUGAGAUCAUUAAGUCAUGGCCAUGACUUAGUAAAGCAUGGGAACAACGUCAUGCCUUGCUAAGUCAUAGCCACGCAUUAUUUUUAUUUAUACAGGCUGUCGCCAGUGGGGCUCCGCAAUGAUCUCAAAUCAUUAUGAUUGUUUUGUUGUUGUUGCCGGCCCAGCUACCGCUCUGACCCCACUUUAUGGUUUGAAGGUGUAGAUUCUGACCUCACAGCGAUUCAUUUCAAUUGUGACCUUAGGAAACAGAUUUAUCCAGUUUGAUUUGUUGAUUUUAGUUGAUGUAUAUCAUUUUUAUUGAAACCGAAAAACAAUAACUCUGUUAUUAUUGUAAUUGAUGCAGCUGGAUGGCCACGUUCAGAUUGGUGUAGUGGUUCUUUACAACCCUAUCUCCGUCUCCCAUGAGGCCAGUAUUACUGUCAGUGAUGUCCACUAGGUCUGCAAACCAUCACAAAGCUCCUUUGAAGUGUUUCUGGUCAUUGAUUGUAGCUUUGCUGUUUCCUCGUUUUUUGGGGGGGGUUUCCUGAUUCCCACCUCUCACGGCUACAGAGAAUGAUCAUAUUUCACAGCCUGCUAAGUCAACAGAUUUUAGCUGCAGUCUCCAAACCGCCAGUAUGUCCUGUUUGUCAGCCGAACGGUGCAGUGGAGGAUUGUGGGUUGAGUUAUUUGAUGCAGAGGAAGAACCUGAACAAUGAAUAAUCCAAGCCAAUAGCAGAGGCCGGCGUCUGGGUAGCCUACUCUGUGUUUCUGUUUUGUUGUGUUCGGUGUUCUUUUAUAGUCUCCAAGUCUGUUUUCUGUGUGGCGUCUUUCUCUCAUUAGUCGAACUAUCACUGAUGUUUUUUCAGGAGAGAAAUGCAUUAAUUAUAUUUUGCUGGUUCGAGGUUUUAUCUUAAGUGGAUGUAACAGAAAUACCGUCGAGCGCCACUGAGGUUUAACAGUUGAAUGCUGAAAGUGCUGCUUGUGGAUUGUAUGAGCUUAUAUGUUGGUGUGUGUCUUUGUAUGAUGUACAGUACUGAGCAAAAGUCUGAGAUCACCCUUUAUCUGAUUUUCAGUCGUAACCUUUACAUGUAUAGAAUUUAGCAGACACUCUUAUCCAGAGCGACUUAGAAGAAGUGCUUUGUCUAUCUACAGAAAAUAUCUUUGCUAGUUACAGGUAGUUUAGAGAGAAACCUGGUCCUGAGCUCAGAUACUGCUAGAAACAAAAGCCCAUGUUGAUACAGCGAGAAAAAGGGACAGAAUUACACAGCACAUUGCAACACUUUAUAAUAAAUACUUAGUGGUCACUUAAGUGCUGUAUAAAGACAUGUGUCUUCAGUUUGAAGACCAUGAGAGAUUCUGCUGUUCGGACACUCAGUGGGAGCUUGUUCCACCACCCGGGUGCCUGUACAGAGAAAAGAUAACUUAAUCUUGCGAUCACAAGACAGUUAACUCCAUCUGAAGAUAACAACUUUGUUAUCUUGGGAUCACAAGAUAGUUAACUCGUUAUCUCAAGAUAAGAAUCCAGAAAAUGAAAACUACCUCUUCGGACUUCCCUAGUAUUUAGUGUGUCCGCUCUUCGUUAGAAGUUGGUUGUAAAUUUGGCCUCACGUCUGCAGCAAGAAUGGAGCUCGCUUUUCUCCUGUCUCCCAAACAUGAAAGCUUUAAGUGCUCUUUGUCUGAAGGGGGUGGAUUUGGUGUCCACCAAGUCUUCCAGGUGGUUGUUAGGAGUCACAUUUUCUCUGUAGAUUUCAAUCAUUAUUCUAAGUCUAACCAGUUUGGGUUAACUAACCAGUUUUCUCUUUUUUAUCUGGAACUUUCCUCUUACUUAUGCAAGUCGAUCCGCUUCGAUGUAAUAUAUAUAUAUAUAUAUAUAUAUAUAUAUAUAUAUAAUAAAAAUAUCUUAAACAUUUGGACUGGAAAUGAAGUAAAUGGAGGGUCUCUGACCUUUGCACAGUAAUAUAUGGGCCAGAAUGCCAUGAAAUGCUGUUGUAAGGCAGCAAACACAGCAGUGAUUAUGAUGCCAUGUCCUACAGUGGCAGUAUGUUCCCAUUAGAUCCUGUUCUACUGGCUUCAAUGUGACGUUUAUAUGCUAAAGUAUAUUUUCAGAUAUUUACUCAAAUCUAGUUUUAUUGAAGUAUUGUAUAUUAAUUAUCCCCAAAGUUGAUAGUCUUGGCGCUCUGAUAUGAGCACGUUGUUUUUUUUUAUUAUUUCCUAAUGAAAAUGGUAAAGAUAUAAAAUGCCUUCCUCUGAAAGCCUUGACCGAGAUGUGGUCAAACAAAGGAACCGUUUAGAUGAAGCGAAAAUGAUUUAGUAUGCAUAAUUCAGAAGUCUAUGCAAUGUCAGUCGCUUGUGGCCUGUGAGAUGUCACGUUUCUGCUGGUGUUUUUUGUGGAUUUGUGCACUUUUUUCUGGUGUAAUGUCUGUAGAACGAGGUUUCCUUUAUCCUCGCUAUGCAGAAAUGCAUGCUUCUAGCAGAUUUGUCGCUGUGUCCUGCAGUACAGUGUAUUCUGAGCUGCCUGUCCAUCUGUGUUUGCUCCUAAAGAAGAAAAAAAAACACAGGGAACGCUGUCCUCGUGUUUCCUUUUCACGCUUACAUUUUGGAGACAGUGGCGUUUUUGUAGACAUUUCCCAAAAUCCACCUUUUUAGAAACAGCAAUAAGUUGGCUUUGAUGUAUAUUUUUUUGGUAAUAUUUGAUAUUUCUUGUAAUGAAAAUGUCCCUAUAAAACCUUUUAAAACCUUUCUUAUCUGAUUAACGCUGUAUCGGUGGGAUCAUGUGUACAGUACACUGUCCAGAUUUGUGGCUAUUACAGAUUAGCGGAGGACAGCACAGCGAUGUUUACUUUGGCCUUCUGCGUCUGAAUGAUAAUUUUAUGAUCUCGUGCAGCAGUUUCAUAUGUGAAUUUAAAGCAAAGGGAAUUAUGAUAUGUUGAGUGUCUUUCUGCUCUGAAUUUCUCUAUUUCUCUGUUUUCAUCGCUCCAACCUAAACAAGCAACUUCCAGUUCAGUCGCUCCAUUUAAUGUUUAGUUUCUUUUUUAUUUACUUUUUAUGGAAACAUACAAAUAAAGUUUAAAAAUAAAAUCAAA